Molecule: messenger RNA, 1263 nt
Organism: Peniophora sp. CBMAI 1063
Lineage: Eukaryota; Fungi; Basidiomycota; Agaricomycetes; Russulales; Peniophoraceae
Source: the annotation of a GenBank genome assembly
AUGGUCUUCAGUUCGCUCUCAAUGUGUUUGCACCGUUCUCUCUCGAAGAAAUAUGAUAUUGCAAUCCUACAGCCGGAUGAGCUAGAUGUUGAUAAGCUUGAUAAGCUCACCCUCGCAGACUUCGGCACUCGCGACUGCGUUGUGCUCAUUGGCACGGUAACUGGCGUCUACACCUAUGUUGACGCUUUGAUUUACACUCUUGGGGCUGAGGAGGCUCUCGUACUGCGCUGCUCCCCUCUCGAGGUCGCCGAGGACAUGUUUCUCGACCUGCAGCAAUACGUCUCCAUACCAGGCGUCUCAGGGCACUUCAGAGUGUACAAGAAUGCGCGCGAGAACGUCUUGCACAAAGCUUUGGCCAAGCUUCCGAACGAGCAUGACCGACAAGUCGCAGCAGCGAUGAUCCAGAUCAAGACGUCCACCACCAGUCCCCCUCCCUCAAGCCCUUCUGGAGAGUCGUGUUCCCCCGCUGCGCCCAUAGUCUCUACGAAGCUGGAAACCCCACUGUCCAUCUCCUCUUCGGACGAAGAGGACGGCGGCAAUGCACAGAAACCCUGCGUCAGCACAGGCGGCUGGCGCUUCAGUGGGGUGUUCGCUACCAUGGGCAUGGGUAAGCCCCCUGUGAGCAUACCUCCGAUACGGGCGGACUCGGCUUCCGCACCAGCCGCAAAAAUCAGGAAGGCUAGGAGCCUAUCGCCGACGAAGGCACGAUCCCGUAAGCCUGUCAGGGAGCCGUCCCUCGAGCCCUUGGAGCCGCUCUCUCCCGAGUUUGUGAGGGCGCCGUCUUUCGAGUUCGUGAGUGCGCCAUCUCCCGACACGCCCGUGACGCAGUCGUCGACCAGCAGAGCCGGGCGUUGGGUCAUUGGCACGGGCGAGCACAGUGGGCCCUCGGUCAGUUACGAUCCGAGCUAUCGACAGUUCACGCUCCCGGUUAUGGUGCACCCGGACUGGGUCCCGCCAACGCUAGUCACACCUCCUCACAGCGCUUUGAGGACGUGGAGGCCUGUGUCCGCCACGACCCGGCUAGUUCUCCUUGCAGCUGGCGUCGACGCCAAUAGCGCGGAAUGGGUCAUUGUGUGCGAGGGCACGCAGCCUGGCAUCUAUGCGAGUCGGGAAAGUGCGCUCAAGGCGAACGAUGACCUCAACCCCGCCCGUAUUAUGUUCGAUGGCGUCCCUGUCGCAUCGCUGGAGCUUGCCAUCUCUCGGUGGUUUGAGCUGCUCCCAAAGCAUCAGAUCAGGAAGCUCAAUGCGCGCGCCUACUACUAA